Amyelois transitella is the source of this 751-nucleotide messenger RNA. Its product is annotated as GILT-like protein 1. The transcript has a single exon. The record is from RefSeq and is a predicted model, not a curated record. The coding region runs from base 47 to 694 and encodes 215 amino acids. Gene Ontology annotation, molecular function: oxidoreductase activity, acting on a sulfur group of donors, disulfide as acceptor. NCBI's taxonomy places the organism in Eukaryota, Metazoa, Arthropoda, Insecta, Lepidoptera, Pyralidae.
ACUUAAUAAAUUCAGUUUUUUUGUAGAUAUCCUGCGUAAAGACGUAAUGGCUGUAACAAAGUCCAUUGCAUUUGCUAUCAUUCUUCUUCUGCCACUUGCUAUUGCUGAUGUGCAAGUAAUAAAUGGGAAGAUAAAAAUAACAACUUUAACAGGAUCAUUUUGUCCCCAUACAGUCGACUUUGUAUCACAACAAUUGGCGCCAGCUUAUGAAGAAUUUGGAGAAUUCUUAGACAUAGAAUUCAUACCUUGGGGAAGAGCGACACUGAACGCAGAUGGAACUGUCACUUGCAAUUCUGGAACUAACGACUGUUGGGCUAACAGACUUCACAGGUGUGUCAUAGAUUUGUUACAAGAUGAUCAAGCUGCCCAAAUGAGAUUCAUGAAUUGUGAGUUUACUGAGCGCACAGCCUUUUUACAUGGUAGUUACGCUUGUGUUCAAGAUAUUGGUUUAAAUAUUGUAACAGUGGAUUAUUGUGUGAAUAACCCUCGUCGAGACAACUUGGACGCUGAUGCUGCCGCUUCAUCUGCUGAAAUAUUGGCAACACUUAAUGCCGUGCCAGCUAUUAUCUUUAAUGAUAAUAUUGAUGAGUCCGUGGCAUUAUAUACCGAUGCUAGAAAUAGACUUUCAAGCCUGAUAUGCUUUGCACUGGCCGAAGUUCCCGAGACUAAUGUAACUGGAUGUACUUUGAUGUAAUUCGAGGGAAUAUAUUAGGAUGUUCACUUUUAAGUAUACAUAUUGUUUUACUCACAA